Molecule: messenger RNA, 3082 nt
Organism: Dipodomys ordii (Ord's kangaroo rat)
Lineage: Eukaryota; Metazoa; Chordata; Mammalia; Rodentia; Heteromyidae
Gene: Slitrk4
Product: SLIT and NTRK-like family, member 4
Exons: 2
Coding region: 94-2607 (837 amino acids)
Biological process (GO): positive regulation of synapse assembly; regulation of presynapse assembly; axonogenesis
Cellular component (GO): glutamatergic synapse; membrane
Molecular function (GO): protein binding
Source: RefSeq, a predicted model, not a curated record
AUUUCAGGAGCCCUGUCUUGUGUGGGAUGACAAUUAGCCAAAGAUUAUUUCUCUUUAUUCAGAAGCAUAAAGUUGUUUGCUGAUUGCAAGAAGAUGUUUCUUUGGCUCUUUCUGAUUUUGUCAGCCCUGCUUUCAUCGACAACUGCAGAUUCUGAUAUAUCGGUGGAAAUUUGCAAUGUGUGUUCCUGCGUAUCAGUUGAGAAUGUUCUCUAUGUGAACUGUGAGAAGGUUUCAGUCUACAGACCCAAUCAACUGAAACCCCCAUGGUCUAAUUUCUAUCACCUCAAUUUCCAGAACAAUUUUUUAAAUAUCCUUUAUCCAAAUACAUUCUUGAAUUUUUCACAUGCAGUAUCCCUGCAUCUGGGAAAUAAUAAACUGCAGAACAUUGAGGGAGGAGCCUUUCUCGGGCUCAGUGCAUUAAAGCAGUUACACUUGAACAACAAUGAAUUAAAGAUUCUCCGAGCUGACACUUUCCUUGGCAUAGAGAACUUGGAGUAUCUCCAGGCUGACUACAAUUUAAUCAAGUAUAUUGAACGAGGAGCCUUCAAUAAGCUCCACAAACUGAAAGUUCUCAUUCUUAAUGACAAUCUGAUUUCGUUCCUUCCUGAUAAUAUUUUCCGAUUCGCAUCUUUGACCCACCUGGAUAUACGAGGGAACAGAAUCCAGAAGCUCCCUUAUAUUGGAGUUCUGGAACACAUUGGCAGGGUUGUUGAAUUGCAACUGGAAGAUAACCCUUGGAACUGCAGCUGUGAUUUGUUGCCUCUAAAGGCUUGGCUGGAGAAUAUGCCAUAUAACAUUUACAUAGGAGAAGCUAUCUGUGAAACUCCCAGUGACUUAUAUGGAAGGCUUUUAAAAGAAACCAACAAACAAGAAUUAUGUCCUAUGGGCACAGGCAGUGAUUUUGAUGUGCGCAUUCUGCCUCCAUCUCAGCUGGAAAAUGGCUACACCACUCCCAAUGGUCACACUACUCAAACAUCCUUGCACAGACUUGUGACCAAACCACCGAAAACAACCAAUCCUUCCAAGAUCUCUGGAAUCGUGGCAGGCAAAGCCCUCUCUAAUCGUAAUCUCAGUCAGAUUGUGUCCUAUCAAACAAGAGUGCCUCCUCUUACACCAUGCCCAGCACCUUGCUUUUGCAAAACACAUCCUUCAGAUUUGGGGCUGAGUGUGAACUGCCAAGAGAAAAAUAUACAGUCCAUGUCUGAGCUGACACCAAAACCUUUAAAUGCCAAGAAGUUGCAUGUCAAUGGCAAUAGCAUCAAAGAUGUGGACAUUUCAGACUUCUCAGAGUUUGAAGGGCUGGAUUUGCUCCAUUUAGGCAGCAAUCAGAUUACGGUGAUCAAAGGAGAUGUAUUCCACAAUCUUACUAAUUUACGCAGGCUGUAUCUCAAUGGCAAUCAAAUCGAAAGGCUGUAUCCUGAGAUAUUUUCAGGCCUUCAUAACCUGCAGUAUCUGUAUUUGGAAUACAAUUUGAUUAAGGAAAUCUUAGCAGGCACCUUUGACUCCAUGCCCAAUUUGCAGUUACUGUAUUUAAACAAUAAUCUCUUGAAGAGCCUGCCUGUUUACAUUUUUUCUGGAGCACCUCUUGCUAGACUGAACCUGAGAAACAACAAAUUCAUGUACCUGCCUGUCAGUGGAGUUCUUGAUCAGCUGCAGUCUCUUACACAGAUUGACUUGGAGGGCAACCCAUGGGACUGUACUUGUGACUUGGUGGCAUUAAAGCUGUGGCUGGAAAAGUUAAAUGACGGGAUUGUUGUGAAGGAACUGAAAUGUGAGACACCUGUUCAGUUUGCCAGCAUCGAACUGAAGUCCCUCAAAAAUGAAAUCUUAUGUCCUAAACUUCUAAAUAAGCCAUCUGCACCAUUCACAAGCCCUGCACCUGCUAUUACAUUCACCACCCCAUUGGGUCCCAUUCGAAGUCCUCCUGGGGGGCCAGUGCCUCUGUCUAUUUUAAUCUUGAGUAUUCUAGUGGUUCUCAUUUUAACUGUGUUUGUCGCUUUUUGCCUUCUUGUUUUUGUGCUACGACGCAACAAGAAACCCACAGUGAAGCACGAAGGUCUGGGAAAUUCUGAAUGUGGCUCUAUGCAACUGCAGCUAAGGAAGCACGACCACAAAACCAAUAAAAAAGAUGGACUGAGCACAGAAGCCUUCAUCCCACAAACCAUAGAACAGAUGAGCAAGAGCCACACCUGUGGGUUGAAAGAGUCUGAAACUGGGUUCAUGUUUUCAGAUCCUGCAGGACAGAAAGUCAUGAUGAGAAAUGCUGCUGACAAAGAGAAGGAUUUAUUACACGUGGAUACCAGGAAGAGACUGAGCACAAUUGAUGAACUGGAUGAAUUAUUCCCGAGCAGGGAUUCCAACGUGUUUAUUCAGAAUUUUCUUGAAAGCAAGAAGGAGUAUAAUAGCAUAGGUGUCAGUGGCUUCGAGAUCCGCUAUCCAGAAAAACAACAAGAUAAAAAAAACAAGAAGUCCCUGAUAGGCGGAAACCACAGUAAAAUUGUUGUGGAGCAGAGGAAGAGUGAGUAUUUCGAACUGAAGGCAAAACUUCAGAGUUCCCCUGACUACCUACAGGUCCUUGAGGAGCAAACGGCAUUGAACAAGAUCUAGGUCAUGCAUUCUAACUUCAUACAGAGGACAUUUAUUUAAUGAUGAAAGUGCCUUUUGUUGACUUCUAACUCCCAAAUACUAUAUUAUCAAUAGGCAUAGAGGCAGGUGUUUCCAAGGUUGUCUCAUUAACUGUAGCUGCAAAGAUGUAUCAAGUAGAAGAGAAUUUCCUUAAUAGAUUUUACUACAGAAAACCUAUACUGUGGAGUCCUGUGGGGAUACUGCAAAUUCUAUUGCCAAAGGGAUGCUUUAUACACAUAAUACACUGAAUUUAACCUCAAGAGGCAAAUUCGUUUUGUACCCCAAUACAAAACCUUCGUCUCUUUGUGCUUUGUGAAGCAAGCUCAAGAAAACUGGUACCAGUGUUUGUACUUCAACUGGGUCCUUCAUCUUGCACGUAGAUUAAGUUGGUGGAACUGGAAUAAUCCUUUUGAUUUGUGGCAUUGUAACAACUCUGUGUAAAGAUUAUCUGAAAAGU